AUGAGCAGUCGCACUAUCGUUCCGAGCCUGUUUGCUUCGCGCGAGAGCUACCGUCGUGAUGCUGAGGCAAUUGAGUUACCUGCUUCUGCAGGCAAGCCUAUGUCGAUCAGUUACAGCGAGCUCGCUGACUUGGUUCAUCAAGUUAGGGCACAGCUAGCAUCGUGGCAGUUGCCCAAAGGCACGGUGGUGUGCAGCAGCCUGGUCAACAGCCUCGAGUUCGUGGUUGUGUUUCUAGCUACGGCGGAUCUGGGUCUCGUGGCUGCCCCACUCAACCCCAACUACAAAGAGAGCGAAGUGACCUUCUACCUGGAAGAUACCAAAACCCCUGCGCUGAUUGUGCCAGCUGGCACGUUGAGCGGAACUGACGCCUCGGAAGGUGCUCUUGCUGCCAAACGCGCUGCUGAUGCGCUCAGCGUUCGUGUUGUGGAGAUUGUGUAUGGUGCCAAGACUCUUCAGCUUGUUGAUGCGAACGGCGCUUCGACACCGAGCGCCGAUGCGACCGAGGCAUCAGAGGACGAUACCGCUUUGAUCCUGCACACCUCUGGUACGACGGGUCGACCGAAGGCCGUACCGCUCACGCAUAAAAAUUUGCUAACGUCUAUGCACAAUAUCAAGCUGACGUACAGCUUGUCCCCCUCGGACAAGACGUUCCUUGUCAUGCCGCUCUUUCAUGUACAUGGUCUCGUGUGUGGUCUUUUGGCAUCUUUAUUCUCAGGCGGCAGUGUUGCCAUCCCACCACGCUUUAGUGCUUCUUCAUUCUGGACGGAAUUUGUGCAGACGCGCUCGAACUGGUACACGGCCGUGCCGACCAUCCACCAGAUUCUGUUGUCUGCAGAUAAACCAGACCCUAUGCCCAGGCUGCGCUUCGUUCGAUCGUGUUCUUCGGCAUUGUCACCUAGCACGCUAGCCGCGUUGGAAAAACUCGUGGAUGCGCCGGUCCUCGAAGCUUAUGCCAUGACAGAAGCCGCACACCAAAUGACAUCGAAUCCUCUGCCUCCUAAAGAACACAAAGCUGGUACAGUGGGUAUAGGCCACGGUGUCGAAGUCAAGAUCCUCGACACGUCUGGUCGUGAGCUGCCAGUCGGCAAAGACGGCGAGGUGUGUGUGCGCGGAGCGAAUGUGACUCAAGGUUACAUUGGCAAUGAAAAGGCGAAUCGGGACAACUUUUUCCGUCUAGCAUUCAAGAACUGCCCGCCAGAGGUGGACGGUUUCCUCCGCACUGGUGACCAAGGUCACAAGAACGACGACGGAUACCUCGUCCUCACCGGCCGCAUCAAAGAGCUCAUUAACCGCUCAGGCGAGAAAAUCAGCCCCCUUGAGCUUGACAACGCACUUCUCGCGCUUCCUUAUGUUAAAGAAGCCGUGUCAUUCGGUGUGCCUGAUGAGAUGUACGGUGAACUAGUGGGUGCCGUUGUUGUGCUGCAAGGUGAUGCGCCGGCGGAUGUAAGUCAGGAGAGGAUUCAAGCCGACCUGAGCAAGUCUCUCGCAAAAUUCAAGAUUCCUGUGCGUGUCUGGAUCACAGACAACAUUCCAAAGACCGCUACGGGCAAAAUUCAACGCAGAAUAGUCGCCCAGCAUUUUCUGUCGACCGUAUAG
This is a messenger RNA of Malassezia restricta, 1596 nucleotides long. RefSeq names its product oxalate---CoA ligase. Gene Ontology annotation, biological process: fatty acid metabolic process. NCBI's taxonomy places the organism in Eukaryota, Fungi, Basidiomycota, Malasseziomycetes, Malasseziales, Malasseziaceae. The coding region runs from base 1 to 1596 and encodes 531 amino acids. Gene Ontology annotation, molecular function: medium-chain fatty acid-CoA ligase activity. The record is from RefSeq and is a predicted model, not a curated record. The transcript is spliced from 2 exons.